This is a messenger RNA of Trypanosoma theileri, 1260 nucleotides long. RefSeq lists its product as uncharacterized. The record is from RefSeq and is a predicted model, not a curated record. Bases 1 to 1260 code for a protein of 419 amino acids. The transcript has a single exon. NCBI's taxonomy places the organism in Eukaryota, Euglenozoa, Kinetoplastea, Trypanosomatida, Trypanosomatidae.
AUGACUGUGAGGGAAAUGAUGCGCCACGUGGUGUGUUUACUGGUUCUUAUGGUGUGCUGCGCCUAUGGGUGUGUGUCUGCUACUCAACCAUCUAAUGAACCUCAAGCUGAACGUCAUAAGAAUAUGAAUGAUCUUCAGCGUAGAGGUGAGAUUGAGGCUAAUUUGACACAAAAGGGGAUUACACCUGGUGUUCGUGUGGCUGGUGCUGUAAAUCAGGAUUCUCAUCCUAAUCGUGCUGUUCUUCAAGCAGGGGCUUCUAGUGCAGAGCAGCACGGUCCCGGUACACCUGGUGUUGAUGAUGUUGAAGGUGCAAACAAUUACAAAGUCCAUCCUGGUGUUGGUGGUGUUCCUCCCGUUAAUUCCGAUGGUGUUACUCGUGCUACACAGGAUCAAUCUCAGGACAGUCGUGCUGGUAGUGCACAUGUUGAAGCGGGUGGAAGAAAAGCUUUAUCUACUCCUCAUCCUUCUGGUAUUGUCCCUGGUUUCAAGAAUGAGGAAACCCCUGCUCCUGGUGAACGUUUACCUUUAUGUCCCUCAUUUUCUAACACGAGUGGCAAUGUUAUUGGUGGAGUACCUGGUAAGGACGGUGUUACUUGUGCUCCUGGCGUUCCUGGCUCUGUUUCUCCUCUUCCCAGUGGUCCGUCUCCAACGUCUGAAGAGGUCAAUGGUAAUCUAAGUAUUAUCGUCAACAACGUUACCCAUCCUAAUGGUACAGCACUUGAAUCAGAGCUUAAACCUGCGCCUACAGGUGCUGGACUGAAACCUUAUGUUCCACCCAAUGCUUCUGACCCUCCUCAUGGUUCUAAAUUUCCCGGUGUUUCUGGUGCUGUUCCUAUUGUUCAUAAUAAACCUGAUACUCCUGAAUAUCCUGGUGUGCCUGCUGCUGCUCUUCAUGUUGGUAAUGGCAGCAGUGAAGCGGGUCGUGUUCGCUUUUCUCGUCCUGUUACUCAGGCCACGGAUGCUGAUUCCCACAGUACUACAGAUUCCUCGGAUACUGCAAGCCCUCAAAAUGGAGAGAAUAAUAAUCAGGCAGAGACUACUGCAGCAUCUUCACAGAGUGAAUCAAUAAGGAACACCCCCAAGACACCCACUAAGGUGACGCCACCAGCAAUACCAACAAUACUGCAACCUCCUUUGCCUGCGAAGACCGACACCAAACCACCCAAGAAGAGUAAAGCAGACAGCAGCAGUAUGAGUUCUGUGUGGGUACGUGUGACACUACUGAUUAUGGCUGUGUUGUUCUCCGCUACUGUGUACUGA